ACCACCACCGCCGCCGCCGCCGCCGCCAGCUGCAUCUUCAUCAGUCGCUCCUCCGGAAAAUUCAUCAACAUCGGCCCCGGGAUCCGUUUCCCACACCUCCGCCACAAUCUCGGCUACGGCCACGACCUCGUCCUUGUCCAGAACUGUGGCUUCGUCAGGGGCUUCGUCCAGAGGCUCUUUGACAGAUCUCCCUACUUCCAGCACUGCCAUCCUCGUUGGCAGUGCCAUCAGCAGUCCCAGCGCUCCUAUCCCAUUCGUUACAUCUGACUCCUCUGCCGCCAUCAAGAUCAUCGCCAUCGUCUGCUCUGUCCUCGUCGCCAUCAUCAUAAUUGUCGUCAUUGUCUAUCUGCGUCGUCGCCGACAGUCGCCUGGGUUCCAGAAAAUGUCGUCGCCAAACGAGUUCACCCCUCUGCCCCUGGACAAGUACAGCCUGGCGGACGAUCUUGCUGCGCCCCAGCCCCCUCGACCAUCGCACCAAGGCAGUGCUCAAAGCUCAGUCCGGUCGCCGACCUCGUUCCGAUCGACGCUGCGGAGUCCCGGUCAAAGUGAGCCCUCGAUGCCCACGCAGCCUGUCCCGUUGGUCGUCCAGGCGCAAGGGGCCACCAGCUCUGUCUACGAGUCGCCAGAGAUUGUGCUUCAGCGACACACGCCGAGCUCGACCAACAACUCGCAGGUUGCUCUGAACAACCUCGGCGCGAGCCCGCUUCGCAAUCCCUUCGAGUCGCCCAGCACCACGCUGUACUCGUACGGGAUCACAGGUCUCACGGCCUCGUCCGCCUCGGCAUCCGCCUCAGCAUCCCCGGCUGCUCCCACUUAUCCGGCGCCUUUCACGACCAUCACCGCCAUCAUGCCGCCUUCCCCGGCCGAGGCCACUGUUGCCAGCUCCACCCUGACCCACGUCAGCCUCAGCCUCGACCAGUUCUCGGCCGAUGAGACCGCCUCGACAACAAGCAGUGGAUACAAUAAUCGGCUCCGGAGCGACUCGACCUUUGGCAGACCCCUCUUUGCCAACCCCGAGGCCAUCUCUGCAAUCGCCCUGUUCGACCCGCUCACCACGACCCCCGCCAACGCUAUCACUGUCACGGACGUGUCCCCUCAGGUCAUUCCCAGCGCCCCCAUCCCUGGCUCGGGCCUGUCUGCUGGCCCGCCGACGCUGGACAUGGGUGCUCUCUAUGCCCGCCACCUCUCCCAGCCGAUCAACACCGUCGACGGCUUCAACACCGUGUCGAUCGUCAACCCGAGCCCGAUCACCGACGGCGCCUCCUUCACAAUCGACCAGGCGACCGCUUCCGAAGCAAGCCGGACCGAUGACGAAGGAAGCCCGAAGCUAUGAGCUCUGCUACAAGGCCUGUCCUCCCCGGACCCUAUUGUUUCUCUACUCUCUCUUUUUUUUUUUUUACCCCCUCCCCUCCACUCUCUUCCUGCCAUCUUUCCUGGUUGCUUUCCAUUUCUCUCUCCCUUCCCUUUUCCUUUCUUGUUCCUUGUGUGCCGCUUCUCUGUCGGACUCACUCGAGAAUACCACCCUCUCCUCUGAUCUUCCAUAUACAUAUAUACAAAAAAAUAUAUACAUUGCCUCCCGUGUA
Messenger RNA from Polychytrium aggregatum, 1583 nucleotides. RefSeq lists its product as uncharacterized. NCBI's taxonomy places the organism in Eukaryota, Fungi, Chytridiomycota, Chytridiomycetes, Polychytriales. The coding region runs from base 383 to 1333 and encodes 316 amino acids. The record is from RefSeq and is a predicted model, not a curated record. The transcript has a single exon.